AUGGAAGAGCAACUCUACCACAUUCUCAUGGUCACCAGCCACAUCAAAAAGAAUCCCAGCAACAUAGUCGAGAAAAUCCGCGCUCCAGGCACCUACACCUCUCUCCAAGCCGCCAAAGAAGCCGCCCACCGGUGCCUGUUCGACGCGGGCUAUGAACGUGAGUGGUUCAAGACCUACGAAACCAAAGCUGCGGUCCUGGAGGCCAGCAAUCUCCCCGAACGCACCGGCCUCGCCGUCUACGCGGUUGCAGAGGAUGGGACCGAGUUCCGAGUCCAUAUCAUUCCGACGCCGAGGGACCCGAAGCUGGUAGCUGAUGUCGUGGACGGGAGGGUAAAGAGCUCGCUGUACUAUGUCGUCCAGGCCAAUGUCGAAUACGAUGCGGAUGAGGGCAGCCGGGUCAAGGAUAUCAACAUCGAGGGGGUGUUCCGGACGUACCAGGCGGCGAGAGAUCUGGCGAGCAGUGUGCUUCUCUCCAAGGAGGAUGAUAUCACCCGGGAAAGCUUUGCGGAGUAUACUGAGGCGGCGCCGGAUGAGAAGGACUGUGGAUACGGGGAGAAUGUUGUUGUCCGGGCUGUUUCGGACUAUGGGACUAAUUACUUGAUCUCGGUCAUUAAAGAUCAGGAGUUGGAGUCGGUGCAUUUGACAGAGGCCGCGAUGAAGAUUCUUUGA
This is a messenger RNA of Aspergillus thermomutatus, 669 nucleotides long. RefSeq lists its product as uncharacterized. NCBI's taxonomy places the organism in Eukaryota, Fungi, Ascomycota, Eurotiomycetes, Eurotiales, Aspergillaceae. The transcript has a single exon. The record is from RefSeq and is a predicted model, not a curated record. The coding region runs from base 1 to 669 and encodes 222 amino acids.